ACUUUGCCUUGUUGAUUCUUUUUCCACCAAGGCUAAUCAGAAGUUGUUUGGAUUAGGUCUCAAUCACUGUGGAAACCUGUUGCUGUUCUAAAAAGCUGCAUUGUUUCCCUUUUCUCUCGGAGGAUAAGUAGCCUGAAAAAAAAUGGGAAGAAAUAUGAAAAAUGUCCUUGUUGUCUCUUUUGGAUUUUUGCUGCUCUUCACUGCAUAUGGGGGUCUUCAAAGUUUACAGAGCAGCCUUAAUGCCAGUGAAGGGAUGGGUGUAGCAUCUCUGAGUGUCAUCUAUGCAUCUAUCAUCCUGUCUUCAAUGUUCUUACCACCCAUUCUUAUUAAGAAUUUGGGCUGCAAACUGACCAUUGUUGCAUCCAUGGCUUGCUAUGUGGCAUAUUCAGUCGGCAACUUCUACCCGGGCUGGGCAACUCUAAUCACCACCUCUGUGAUUUUGGGGUUAGGAGGCUCUCCUUUGUGGUCUGCAAAGUGUACCUACCUCACUAUUAGUGGAAACCUGCAAGCUGAAAAGGACAACAAGAGAGGUCCCGAUGUUGUCAACCAAUAUUUUGGGAUCUUCUUUUUAAUAUUUCAGUCAUCUGCAGUGUGGGGAAACCUCAUGUCUUCUCUUAUCUUUGGGCAAGAUACAGGAAUUGCUGAAAUACCUGAAGAAGACCUGAAGUUCUGUGGAGCAGGCAGCUGUGAGUACACUGGUGAAGCUGUAGGAAACUCAACAAGGCCUUCAGACACAUUAGUCAAUACUCUUCUGGGCAGUUAUAUAGGUGUUGGAGUCCUGGCUAUAAUCUUUGUGGCAGUUUUCCUGGACAACCUUGACAGAGAUGCAGCUCGUGAAUUCAGGGACAACAGAGAUCCAUUUUGGACAGUUUUCCUGGCCACUUUCAAACACCUCUCUGACAAGCGACAGCUUCUGCUCAUCCCUCUGACAAUGUACAGUGGUUUUGAGCAGGGCUUCCUUGCAGGAGAUUACACCAAAUACUAUGUCACCUGUGCAUUGGGAAUACAUUUUGUUGGUUUUGUGAUGAUCUGCUUUGGUGCAACAAAUUCAUUAUGUUCCUAUGCCUUUGGAAAGCUGGCACAGUAUACAGGAAGAGCAGCCUUAUUUGGCUUGGCAGCCGUGUCAAAUUUUAGCUGUAUAAUAGCCCUGCUCUUGUGGAAACCUCAUCCAGACCAGCUAGCAGUCUUCUUUGUAUUUCCUGCUCUUUGGGGAAUGGCAGAUGCUGUGUGGCAGACACAAACCAAUGCCCUCUAUGGAGUUCUCUUUCAUGAACACAAGGAGGCAGCAUUUGCCAAUUAUCGACUCUGGGAGUCGGUGGGAUUUGUGAUCGCUUUUGCUUACAGCAACUUAAUCUGUUUGGACAUUAAACUGUAUGUCUUGAUAGGAGUUCUGGUUGUUUCAAUGGCACUCUAUGGGUUGGUGGAAUACAAAGAGUACAAGAAUCCUACAGUGAGAGAAGACAAUGUAUCAAAGAAAGUGCCAGAGAAGCUAAUCAUUUCUGAAACAAAAUUUUAGCAAACUAUUUUGUGUUAACGUGUUAAACUUUUUGAAUGAAUUUCUUUUUUUUUUUCAAAGCAUACAGGUGAAUUAAGAACAUUAAAAGCCAUUGGUUGUGAACUUUAAAAACAAUUAUUAUGGUUAGUUUUCUUUGAGACACUCAAAAGUCUUUAUCUUAAAACUUGUCCAUGCUGCAGUAUUGUUGACUUCAUAGUCUGUUCUACUAAUAUAAUACAUAUUAUGUUGUACCUGAAUAUUAAACUUUGAGAGGAUUUGACACCA
Messenger RNA from Lepisosteus oculatus (spotted gar), 1780 nucleotides. Its product is annotated as unc-93 homolog A. The record is from RefSeq and is a predicted model, not a curated record. Lineage: Eukaryota; Metazoa; Chordata; Actinopteri; Semionotiformes; Lepisosteidae.